AUGCCCUGCGUGCCUAAGCCCCAACAACGGUCGCCAAAUGCUUCCUUCAAUCCGGCACAUGCACAGUAUGCAUGCUGCUUCCAACAAUUGCACUCGAAUACGGGAGCUGUGCUCAUCGCCAUUUUCCACAUUAUUCUAUGCAGCGGUAUUUUCACGUGGCUUGUAAAAUGCAUUGGAACAGAAAAAUCAAAGAUCGAGCUUGCCGCUGAACUCUUCCUCGCUACACUGUGCCUUAUUGCUGCCAUUAUUCUUCUCCUCGGACUGAAACUUGAAAGUCGCAAACUUCUCACUGGUUAUGUUCUUGCUCAGACACUUCUCGUUGGCCUUUUAUUUGUACUUUUCCUCGCUCUCAUCAUGGGCAUCAAGCCAGGAAUCCUCGAUGACCCAGAUCAAAACGGAUACAACUCGUUAGAAGAAGAGCUCUUAAUAGUCUUGGAAAUUUUUAUCUCACUCGCCGUUGUCAUCAUCGAAGUCUGGUUCCUGACUAUUGUGCUCAAAUCCUACUCUUUCUUCACCGACAAAUACAAUUAUACCGGAGGGGAUCGUGAGGACAAUGUUUAA
Messenger RNA from Caenorhabditis briggsae, 561 nucleotides. The transcript is spliced from 4 exons. Bases 1 to 561 code for a protein of 186 amino acids. Gene Ontology annotation, cellular component: lysosomal membrane. NCBI's taxonomy places the organism in Eukaryota, Metazoa, Nematoda, Chromadorea, Rhabditida, Rhabditidae. The record is from RefSeq and is a predicted model, not a curated record.